Messenger RNA from Odontomachus brunneus, 2815 nucleotides. RefSeq names its product serine protease 53-like. The record is from RefSeq and is a predicted model, not a curated record. Lineage: Eukaryota; Metazoa; Arthropoda; Insecta; Hymenoptera; Formicidae. The coding region runs from base 40 to 2658 and encodes 872 amino acids. The transcript is spliced from 17 exons. Gene Ontology annotation, molecular function: serine-type endopeptidase activity. Gene Ontology annotation, biological process: proteolysis.
UUUUGUGAACUUGAUUACCGAAUUACGACCAUCGAAAUAAUGAAAUUAGCAAUUUUGCUGGUUGUCGGCGUUAUCGCCAAUGUAUAUGGCGAUGAACCUGAAGCUAUCGUGGGUGGCAACGUGGCAUCACCUGGACAAUUUCCAUAUCAAGUUUCCCUUCAGUUAUACGGUAACCAUUUUUGCGGAGGAACUAUUAUUAGCAACAGACAUGUCGUCACUGCUGCUCAUUGUAUGCCAUCGCCUGCAAAUACGAACGGCCUAACAGUUGUAACUGGAACAAACGACAUAGAAAAUGGUGGUCAAGUACACCAGAUCAUGUGCAUUCAAGUGCAUCCAGAGUACAACCCGAAUACCGUCAGUAACGAUAUCGCUUUGAUCACUUUGGCAGAACCGAUGACCUUCAGCGGUCUACAACAGUCAAUUUUUCCAGCAACUUCAGAUCCUGCCACUGGCCAAAAUAAUGCUGUAGUAAGCGGAUGGGGAAUGCUUGGAGUAAAUGCAGGUACGCCGACAAUGCUUCAGUAUGUCACGACGAGGGUGCUGAGCCAUAGUGAAUGCCGAAAAGUGCAUUCAGGCACUACUUAUAAACAGUUAUGUACCUUUAACAGCUAUGGAAAAGGUGCAUGUAUGGGUGACAGCGGCGGUCCUCUCGUUUCCGACGGUCAACUUAUUGGUGUCGUCUCCUUUGGCACACCCUGUGCUGUGGGCGUACCUGAUGUAUUCACUAAUGUUGCCCAUUAUGGGGCCUGGAUUCGGCAAUGUCAACAGAAGUGUAUGUAUAUGGCGAUGAACCUGAACCUAUCGUGGGUGGAAAUAUGGCUUCACAAGGACAAUUUCCACAUCAAGUCUCCCUUCAGGAAAACGGCUACCAUAAUUGCGGGGGAUCUAUUAUUAGCGACAGACAUAUCGUUACUGCUGCUCAUUGCAUAUCUCAAAAUAGUGCGAGAACCAUGGUACACAGUUGUGACUGGAACAAAUAAUCUACAAAAUGGUGGUCAAGUACAUCGAGUCAAGUGUAUUCAAGUGCAUGAAGGAUAUAUCCCGAAUAUCUUUGCGAACGAUAUCGCUUUGAUCACUUUGGCACAACCGAUGACCUUCCACGGUCUACAAAGGCCAAUUUCUCUAGCGAGUGCAGAUUAUGCCACUGGCCAAACUCAUUGUAUGAUAAGCGGAUGGGGAAGGCUCGGCGCAAAUGCAAAUAUGCCGACAAUGCUUCAGUACGUCGAUACGAUGGCGCUGACCCGUAACGAUUGUGUAAGAGCGCAUCCACGCACUACUGCUAAACAGAUAUGUACCUUUAACAGCUAUGGAAAAGGUGCCUGCAUGGGUGACAGCGGCGGUCCUCUCAUUUGUAAUGGUCAACUUGUUGGUGUCGUGUCCUUUGGCAGACCCUGUGCUGUGGGUGUACCCGACACCAUUCGAACCGGAACAAACAAUGUAAAAAGUGGUGGUCAAAUACACCAAAUUAAGUGCAUUCAAGUGCAUUCAGGAUUCAACAUGAAUACCCUUAAGGAUGAUAUCGCUGUGAUCGCUGUAACAAAACCGAUGAGCUUCAACAAUUAUCAAGCUCCAAUUCCUCUGGCGAGUAUGGAUUAUGCCAAUGGCCAAAAUCGUGCUAUAGUAAGUGGAUGGGGACAGCUCGGUAAAAAUCAAGGCAUGCCAACGAUGCUUCAAUAUGUCAAUGUGAGGAUGCUGAGCGCUAAUGAGUGCCGAAAGGCGCAUUCAGACACUAAUUAUAAACAGAUAUGUACUUUUAACAGCUAUGGGAAAGGUUCCUGCAUGGGUGACAGCGGCGGUCCUCUUAUUUCCAAUGAUCAAUUUGUUGGUGUUGUGUCCUGGGGCAUUCCUUGUGCUGUGGGUCAACCUGAUUUUGCAAGUUGUGGACGUGGUAACCGUAUUACGACAAUUGAAAUAAUGAAGUUAGCAAUUUUGCUGGUUGUCGGCGUUAUCGCCAAGGUAUACGGCGAUGAACCUGAACCUAUCGUGGGUGGUUACGUGGCAUCGCCUGGACAAUUUCCAUAUCAAGUCUCCAUUCGGGAAGCUGACUAUCAUAUUUGCGGAGGAAGUAUUAUUGACAAGAGACAUGUCCUCACUGCUGCUCAUUGCAUAUCGUCCCCAAAUAUCGCGCGAUACUUGACUAUUCUAGCCGGAACAAUCAAUGUAGAUGGUAGUGGUGGUAAAGUAUACCAAGUCCAGAGCAUUCAAGUGCACCCACAGUACGACCCAUGGAAUCAAAAUGCGAACGAUAUCGCUGUGCUCCGUAUGGUUACACCGUUUCAAAUCGACGAUCUACAAAGUCCAAUUUCUCUAGCAAGUGAAGAUUAUGCCAAUAGCCAAGCUCUUUGUACAGUAAGCGGAUGGGGACAGCUCGGCGCAAAUGCACCUGCGCCGUCACUGCUUCAGUAUGUCGACAUGACCGCGCUAAGCCAUAGUAAUUGCCGAAAAGCGCAUCCAGGCGUUACUUUUAAACAGAUGUGUACCUUUAACAGCUAUGGAAAAGGUGCAUGCAUGGGUGACAGCGGUGGUCCUCUCGUUUGCAACGGUAAACUUGCUGGUGUUGUCUCUUGGGGCAAACCUUGUGCUGUGGGUCAACCUGACGUAUUCACUAAUGUUGUCCAUUAUCAGGACUGGAUUAAUCAAUGUCUACGCUCGUACUGAUCAUUUGAAUAAUCGCAGUCGACCGACGAUCUACAUUUCAGACAUGAUUCAGAAUUUUCAGUUACAGCAUGUGAAACGCAUUGCUAACACUAUUAAUAUAUAGAAAUUGAAAUGAUAUGUAAGCAUAAAGAAAAGAAUAAAAAAAUAUUAUUCCAAA